AGAAGAAGAGUGCGGCGGAGGGAUCCAGCUCCGGGUGCACUGCGGUUCGGGGAGGGAGAGAGUUCUUCUUCUUUGGCCAUCACUUUCUCUUUAUUUAUUUAUUUGCCCUAACGGGGGGCAAUUAAUUCCUUCCCCCUGCCCCCUCGUCCUUUGUGGCUUUAGACUUCUUCUUAUUGACUAUUUCGCCCCCUUUUUUUCUUUUUUACUGGGGGGUGUCCCCCCCAGCCCGUGUUAUUUACCCCCAGCCUGUGGUGGGCCGGGGGGGGCGCUGUGAGGAGGGAAAAGAUGUGGCGGUGACGGACGGGGCUUCCCUCCCAUGAAAGAAGAGGAGAAGAAAGAAACGAGAAGAGAAGAAGGAGGAGGAGGAGGAGUGGGGAGCAUCCCCGGCGACCCCCCCCUAUCAGGAGCGGGGUACCCCUGCAGCAGGUUUAGACUCUGAAAGAAGUUUUAACUCUGUGUAGAACAACGUGUGGAAGAGUUGCGGGAUUUGGGAAUUCAGGUGAGGAAACUGGAGAAAGGAGAAUGGAGCUUCAGACUCUUCAGGAGGCCCUAAAAGUGGAAAUUCAAGUUCACCAGAAAUUGGUUGCUCAAAUGAAGCAAGAUCCACAGAAUGCAGACUUGAAGAAACAACUCCAUGAACUCCAAGCCAAAAUCACAUCUCUAAGUGAAAAGCAGAAACUUGUUGUGGAACAGCUUAGGAAGAAUCUCAUAGUUAAACAGGAACUCCCAGACAACAAACUUCUUAUCCAGCCUCUUCUUCAGCUAGAAAGCAAACCGCCAACACCACAAGUGCAGCAGCAGCCACAUCAGAUACAACUACAGCAACUACAACCACAGUCAUUGUCACAGGCAUCUACAUCACCUCUUCCAGGCCUGAGUGGCACACAGACGGUGGCCACAGCCUCUAUGAUCACGGCAAAGACUCUACCUCUCGUGUUGAAAGCCGCUGCAGCAUCCAUGCCCACUUCAGUAAUGGGGCAAAGGCCAACCAUUGCCAUGGUAACUGCUAUCAACAGCCAGAAAGCUGUCAUAGGCUCCGAUGCCCAGAGCGGCGCAGUAAACCUGCAGACUUCUAAUAAGGUCACCAGUCAGGGAACAGAGACCUUUCAGAUAGUGGCAAAAAAUGCUGUUACUCUGCAGGUCCAAGCAACAUCGUCUCAGACUAUCAAAGUUCCCCAGUUCAUCCCACCCCCUCGGCUCACUCCUCGUCCAACGUUUCUUCCACAAGUGCGGCCAAAGCCAGCUGCACAAAACAUACCAAUCGCCCCCGCCCCACCUCCAAUGCUGGCAGCUCCACAGCUCAUCCAGCGGCCGGUUAUGCUUACAACAAAAUUGACGUCCGCAUCUCAGAAUUCUAUUCAUCCUGUACGCAUUGUGAAUGGACAACCCACGGCCCUUUCCAAAGCCUUCCCUACAGCACAGCUCACCAGUAUCGUGAUAGCAGCACCAGGCACGAGACUGGCUGCUCCACAAACUCUGCAGCUUCCAAAACCAAACCUGGAGAAGCAGACAGUUAAAACUCAGGUGGAAACAGAGAAGCCAACUGAAAGCAGUACGACCGUGCAACCUGCUCCCAAGCCAAAACGAGAGGAAAACCCACAGAAACUUGCCUUCAUGGUGUCGCUAGGUUUGGUAACGCAUGACCAUUUAGAAGAAAUUCAAAGUAAGAGGCAAGAAAGAAAAAGGAGGACAACGGCAAAUCCUGUAUAUAGCGGGGCAGUAUUUGAACCAGAGCGUAAGAAGAGUGCAGUGACUUACCUGAAUAGCACAAUGCAUCCAGGAACAAGAAAGAGAGGUCGUCCUCCCAAAUACAACACGGUCCUGGGUUUGAGCGCCUUGCCACCCACCUCCCCUCCAUCCAGUCAUCCUGAUUCCCCUGAAAGCGAAAAGACACAGAUCACAUAUAGUUUCCCUGCAAGUGUCCUGCCUGUGCCCCUGCCUAUUCCUUAUUCCACAGACGCUGAUAUCCAUGAGGAUUUUUGCAGCGUCUGCAGAAAGAGCGGACAGUUACUGAUGUGCGACACAUGUUCACGUGUAUACCACCUGGACUGUUUGGAGCCUCCUCUGAAAUCCAUUCCCAAGGGCAUGUGGAUAUGUCCCAAAUGCCAAGACCAGAUGCUGAAAAAAGAAGAAGCGAUCCCGUGGCCGGGGACGUUAGCCAUUGUUCACUCAUAUAUAGCGUAUAAAGCAGCAAAAGAAGAAGAGAAGCAGAAAUUACUCAAGUGGAGCACAGACCUGAAACAGGAGCGAGAGCAACUAGAGCAGAAAGUAAAACUACUCAGCAACUCCAUAACGAAAUGCAUGGAAAUGAAGAACAGCAUCUUGUCCCGGCAAAAAGACAUGCACAGCUCUCUGGACAAAGUGAAACGUCUUAUCCGACUCAUUCAGGAUAUAGACCUCACCAAACCUAUUAACUCAGAGGUGACCUCUAACCACAGCCAGGACUGCACCGCUACUGCCAACAGCCCCCCUCCCGACCCCAAUCCAGUCACAGCAUCCUUCCCAUCACCCAACUGUGUCCAGAACUGCAACCAGGCAGAAGAGACUAAGUGACCCAUUUGUUCUCCGCAAGGGUUCUCUGAAAAGAUAAGCCGCGUCUGAACGGUUCCUGGGAGGGACUGGACCAUAACCACGGUUACAUCCCAGGACAGAGACGUAAGCACUGGAGUUUUGCCAAUCAACCUUUUAUUCUGUGUGUUCCACGUGUGAGCUGGCGCGUCCUGCCAGCACCAUGCCAAGUGACAAAUAGAAACAAAUCUUUACUCUCUAUCUUACACCAGUGUGUGCCUGCAGCAGCCUCCGCAGCAACCAUAGAUAUCAAUCUUUAUUUUUUUUUUCUUCUUUCUUUCUUUGCUAUUUUCUUAAAGGUGGAUAUGUGGAUACGGCGGGCUUCUGAAAACUCCUCCUGUAUACUUUUUAUGUUGAGAUGAAGGGGGGUGGGGGGGGGGGGGCAUACAUACCAGUCCAAAGACUAGGAAAGUUCCCCUGUCUACUAAACUCAGUGUGAUGUACCAAAAAAAAAACGGAAAAAAAAAAUCUACAAAAUAUAUUCUUCUCAUAUUAAUGCCUGGCAGCAGAAAGCAGAGGGAGCUGGGAGGGGGAGGGAGGGAAGGAUGUUUAGUCAGUAUUUAUGAUGAUUUAUGAUAGUUUCUGGCGGGGGCGCCGAAUGACCUGUCUAUAAAUGCUGCGUUUCUUGGUGGAGUAUGGAAUGAAUGCCCGUCUCUGCUUCAUGGUGUAGACGUAGCUGUUCGUUUGUUUGUUUUGUUUGUUUGUUUGUUUUUUGUUUAAUAUGUGCCAGCAUCUCCAUAAGAAAUGGAAAUUUGGUAAUUUACCACCAAGAUAAUUAUUCAUUGCAUUCAUUAAAAAAUACAAAAAAAAGAAAACAUAAAAAAAAAAAACAAUGCAAAAGUAUUAGCAAAGCAAACUAGGCUUUGUGGGUUUUGGAUACACCUCACUGGAACACAAGUUGUGUGUUGUCUCCGGACAAAUCUAUUACACUACAAAUAUUGCAGCGGCAAUGGUGCCGCGUAGCCAGCGUGUUCCGUAGAUAUAGCAGGCAGACAAUAAAAUGCAGAUUGGAUACUGAGAGACUGUGAAUACCUGAGGGUAAUUAUUAUUAUUUUUCUUGUUUUGUUUUGUUUUUAUGUAAAAUAAGGAGGCACAGGUACAUAAUAUUGCAAACAUGUCUUCCUGGUGUUGGUGGAAUGUUGACCUCUCUGUGCACUGCCAUUGGAGCGCAUACACGUCCACAUGUCUCAUUGAGUACCGCAAAUGGAGCCUAGAUAGAUAGGACAGGCUCCCUUCAGAUUACACCCUAACCUAUCUUUUAUAGGCCUCUGUAUAACUCCUUGCCUCAGCUUAACCAUUGGGUACUCUUGUCCCCUCCCCCAAAAUGACAGGAAGAGAUGGUUUCUUUUUCUUAGGCGCCAAAGCUGUGGGUAGUGUGUGGUAUCUCAGGCCUGGAUACAUCAAGCAGUUUUCUUGGCCACAUACCUUAAAUAAAGGUAAAUCACUGCAUCAUUAAAAAAAGAAAAAUAAUAAACUCUGCGUGGGUGUCUUUAUCUAUCUAUAUAUGAUCAACAUUUUAAAAUUUAGGGCUAUACCACAAAAGUGGUAUGAAAUUUUUUUAUGGGUAAAUCUAAAACCCAUUGGGGCAGAUUUAAUCAAACUUUACUAUCUAUAAUAGUUAAACAAGGUAAUCUUAGGCUAGAGCGCUCCCCCUAGUGGUUGCAGGUAGACAUAAUUUUAUUUUCUCGGUCGCUCUUCAUUGGGGGACACCUAUACUGAUGGGUAUAUGCUCUUGCCGCUAGGAGGCGCUGACACUAAAAAAAAAAAGUCUGCUCCUCCCGGGCAGGAUAUACCCACCCACUGGAAGUGAGGUGAUCAGUUUUAGCUAGUGUCAGUAGGAGGCAACACACAGGUCUGGAGUUCUCAUGACCUGGUCUUUUUUUCUUGUUUAUAGUUAAUUUUUUUUCAUUCCUUUUUAUGUUCCAUUUUCAGAUGGGGGUUCAGGAGCAUGGCGCUACCUGUUCCCCUUUCUGCGAUGAAGGGGCACGGGACAUAGAGUAUGGACCAUUAACCCCUUCUCGCCAACAGCCAACGCCAGCGUAGUACCUUGGGUCCGGGUCCCCUCUUGCCCCUGCUCGCCCCACUAUGACAGCCUGGCAUGAUGCAGCGUGGCGUUAAGCUGGCUGAAGACUCCAUAAGGUGAGUAUGAGAGGACGUCUUCCUGGUAGGUGAGUAUUCCUUCUGUCAUCUCCUCCCCUUCCUUCCCUUCACAGGCUUUGCAUUCAUCCAUUGCAUCGACAGCAGGGGUGGUUGCACUUAACCCUGCGCUGCUCUCCACCGCCCGGCACUUACACUUUGCUAGCGGCCAUGAUGGUCGGGCAGGGAAACGGAAAAGGGCUCUGCCCCCAGUCCUCUCUCCUGCAGUGCGGAAACUAGUGCAGGGGGUUUCUUUUCCUCCUUCCCCCCGCUGCUUACUAUGUAAACCAGCAGCCAUGGGGACAUCUUCGGCAGUUGGGGACAUUCCUUUUUAUUCUUCCCCACUGUCUCCGACAGCCUCUCUUUGCUCCGGGGAACCUUUAGUGUGAGGGGGUUCCACGGAUGUAGCCUUCGGGGACAUCUAUUGGACAUGUGCAUUUCCCAUUGACAUCCAUGUUAAAAAAAAAAACAUGCGGUUGCAGUACGGUUUUUAAACCGGAGACAAAAAACGUGUUCAACCACGGUUUUGACUCUGGUUUAACAACCGUACUGCAACCGCAUACGUUUUUUUUAACAUGGACGUCAAUGGGAAAUGCACAUACAGUGCAAAUGUGGACGUCACUGGGAAAUGUAUACAGUUCCAUACGGGAAACCGUAUACGGUUUUUACUUUGCACAUCCGCAUCCCCACCCAACACCCCUCCCAUUAAAAAUGGACAAAAUUAUCAAAAACGUAUGUUGUUUUUUUUUAUAAAAAUGGACGGAACUGUAUGCACUUUUAAAAACAGUAUACAGUUUAAAAACGCAUACGGUUUACUUUUUCCCAUGCUGUUCCAUCCGUUUUUUUGCCAUACGGUUUUCUUUAGAAAAACUGAUUUGAAAACAGAAUGGCAAAAACGUGAUGUGAACCCAGCCUUACACCAGUCUAGCCGAUUCGGCAUCUACGUGGACGUGCUUUUCUAGUCUGUUCCCCCCCCCCCCCGCUGUUCUGGCACUGUGUCAGACUGUUCGUUUCUGCCCAGGUACUCGUGGCGUUCCCCUGGGACUUUGGUUUUGGAGCCUGCAGCUUUUCAAGUUCAGGUCAUCGAUCUUAUGCAUCAUGCCUUUCUAGAGCCAGUUUCCGUCUCUCUUCCUUUUUUUCCUGAGACUUUGGUCUUCACCUUGACUGUGCUCGCCUUCUGCUCAGACGUGUGCUGCUCUCCCUGGUAUUUUUCGCCUUGCUUUCUUGAAUCUGUUGAUUCUCUGACUGGGGUACUUUUGUCGGACCCCUUUCUAUUUUUGAUUUCCAGGUGGGCUGGCCCUCUGUCCAGUUCUGUGUUUCUGGGUGUCUGUUUUCUACCUCUUUCCAGGAUGAUUACGGCCAUCCUAGGCAGCCCUUUUUUGUCUCUUUAUAUUGGCCAUACGUUUAAGUCUCUUCAAUGGACGACCCCCUUCCUUGGAGUCCUAGUCCAUCUACUUGGACGGUAGGACCUUCCGGACACUCAGUUUCUGGGUCUCAGUUGCCUAACGGCCCGGGGUUCGUCUGUGGGCCUUACGGAUAAAUAGGGUUCAGUUUCUGGACUGUCUCCCUUUCUCUGGUGGUUGUUAUUCCCACCAUAGGGGACUGCUUUGGUACGUCCCAUCAGUAUAGGUGUCCCCCAAUGAAGAGUGACCAAGAAAAGGAGAUUUUUUUUUUUAAGUCACUAACCCAUUUCUUCAUUUUUGGUCCGGAUCCUCUUUUCCGGUUCUUGAGUUUUUUGUUCUCCGGGAUUCUUUUCUAGGGUCCUUUGGAAAUAUUUCUUUGUUGGCUUCUCCUACUGCUUUGUAAAAAAAACCUGAUUACCUCACUUCCAGUGGGCGGGUAUAUCCUGCCAGGGAGGAGCCGACUUUUUUUCCUAGUGGCAAGAACAUAUACCAAUCAGUAUAGGUGUCCCCCCAAUGAAGGCUAUGAGAGAGAUUUUAGGGUGAGUACAAAAAAAAUCUCCUUAUUUUUAUGCUGGUGCUACAUAGCAAUUUUGGCUGUGCAACCAAAAAUUGUGGGGAUCAUACUGUGUGGAUCGUUCUACGUUGCAACCGUUCAGAGUAUUUGCAAGAAAUCCAUUCUUGAUGCUUUUCUUAUGACUGUUGGGUCAAGUUGCGAUCCCAUUUACUUACCUAAAGUUUUGGGGGUUUUUUUGUCACAUGACUCAUGUUGCACCCAAAAUCACUGUGUAGCCCCAGCCCGACUCAAAAAAUGGAAUCGGAAAGGGACAUUGAGCUCUAUGAAACAAACGAGCUGCAUGGACCGCCAUAUAUAUAAAUUGUUAAUUCAGUCCAUACAUUACAUUGUGAAGAAGACAGUCUUUACUUGGGAAAUUGGUCCCAUUCUGAAUUUUUCUGUCCCUUAAUAUAUCAUCAAGGGUCUAAAAGUGAACAUGAUUGGAUAUUGCAAAUCCCAUUGAUUCCUGCAGACCGCAUGGCUCCACUAAAUCCUCUGUUGUGCCCCUCGCCCUCCUGCUGUUUUUGCAGACAAACUUUUUGAUCAUGUUGAUUUAUAGUGCUUCCCAGCCAUUGUGCCUCCAGCUGUUGCAAAACUACUACUCCCAGCAUGCUGGGAGUUAUAGUUUUGCAACCAAUGGAAGCACACUGGUGGGGAAACACUGGUCUACAUAGAUGUGAGCUGGACCCCUAAAUCUAGGAUAUUUUUAUACAGACAUUGUAUAAUUUCACCUUUUAUUCUUUAUUUUUUUGUGCCCUUUAACUUGCAGCCAUAAGCCAGGACACUACUAUAUAGGCUGACGAGAGAUGUGCACCAUUUCGAUCCGUCAUUUCACCAUUUCGAUCCGUCGUCAUGCUUCUACUUGGUAGCUAGGGUUCGGCCAAAGGUAGCUGCAGGCGCAUUAACUGCGUAUUUAGGUUUGCUUUUUGCUUCUCAGUCAUCCGUCCUAUAAGGCAACUUAAGUCCCCUCUAUUAGAACUCCCCACCAGGAAUAGAUGCAGUGAGCACGGUCCAAAGUGCCUUAUUGCAUUAACCCUAUGAUAGCGGGGUUUCUCUGUGCAUGCGUAGAUAAUAACAUGGAUCAUUUGUGUAAUAUCGUGCAUCGUCUCCGCACCAUGCCCAGUGCUUCUAGCAAAAUAGUGGAGGCUUUACUUGAACACUGCUUGCAUUUUAUUCUUUAUUUUUUUGACAACUCCAGCCAAAAUUAAUUUAUGCCCUAUCAACAGGAUAGAGGAUAGGUUUGAGAUCACGGAGGGUUAGACCUCUUGGACCCUGUUCUCCAGAACGUGUGGUCUACCGGUAGAUGGCAUGCGCUCCAUUCAUUUCUGUAGUAGUGCCAGUGAGAGCUGUACUUGGGUCUUUUCGGCACUCCCAUAGAAAUGAAUGAAGAAGGUGCUGUCUGCAGCAUGCGCUACUCACUGAGAGUCGGGUCCCGUACCAGAGAUCCUGUGGAUAAGUUAGUUUUGACUGGAGUUUUCCUUUAAGUAGCCGGUGGUCGAUGUCACAGGAGAUGUAAAUGUGCACACAAUUGUUACAUAAAAGGCAAAACAAAUGCAUGAGGUAUCCGUGUCAGAACACAAAAGGGGAAAAAACCUUAAUUUAUUAGAUUGCAAUAUUUAUAUAGUCUCAAGACUAAGCAGGGGUGGGGCUCAUAAUCUCCAUUGCAGACUUAAAGGGGUACUCCUGUGGAAAACAUAUCUAUAUUUUUUUUUUAGGUCUUUUUAAGUCAACGGGCUCCAGAAAGUUAAACAGAUUUGUAAAUUACUUCUAUUAAAUAUUUUUAAUCAUUUUAGUACUUAUUACUACAGAGGAAAUUCUUUUCUUUUUUGGAUUACUUUUCUGUCUGACCACAGUGCUCUCUGCUGACACCUGUAUCAGGAACUGUCCAGAGUAGGAACCAUUCCCCAUAGCAAACCUCUCCUGCUCUGGACAGUUCCUGACACGGACAGAGGUGUCAGCAGAGAGCACUGUGGUCAGGCAGAAAGCCAUCUGUGGGGGUCCUAGUGUUUAUUUUGGCAGCAUAAAAUAAAGCCUUGCAUAAUAAGAAAAGGAAUCAUAACAUAUAAACAACAACACGUCUGCCGGAGGCUGUCAGGGCAUGAUGGGAGUAGUAGUUUUGCAUCAGCUGGAGGGCUGCAGUAUGGGGAAAUGCUGAUUUAUUUAUUUAUUUUUUUUUAGCAGAAUAUUCCCUAAUAUGAGAUUUUAUUUUAUUGUUUUAAUAAGAAUAUAAGGGCCCAUUCACACUAUGAAAUCCAUUAACUCUACAACCGUAUGGGCAUGCGCUGUGGCCUCAAUGCAGUAGCCACGGAGUUCCACCAAAAGAGUUAAUUCUCUUCUUUGGCUGUCCAGACAUGCUGGAAGUUGUAAUUUAGGAAUAUGAAUUUAGGUGGCUGAAUUCUCCUCAUUGAAGACAAUGGGAGGUUGCUGCGCUGGAUUUCCAUAGUAUAAAUUGGGCCCUAAAUGUCUGAUGUAUAUGUAUGGCAUCUUUUAAAACCAUAUCAUGGGGUAAUCCUCCCCUACGCAGAUCUAAGGGACCAUAGCGGUUUCUGGUGGUAGCUCGGUGUCUCACUAUGGCCGUAUAACGAUCUAAGUUUUAGGCAGGACAUAAAUGACAUGUCGGCUCUUAGUUGUAGCUUCUCCUUAAUGCAGUGUUAAAGGGGCAAUUCUCCUUCUGUCCUAUGAAAGUCUCCUUCCCAGUUAUAAACGUUAAGGGCUCUUUAUGGAUCAAUUUAAUUUUUAUUUUAUUUUUUUCUUCUUGUCACCAAGCGUGAGUUCCCCCCCCCCCCCCUUGCAUUUAAGACCUAGAACCAAGCAGUGCCCAAGGGUAUACGUGCCCCAUUCUACAUGUGAACAGUAUGUCUAACCUCAGUAUCUCCCCCCCCCCCCCAUAUUUCGCUUCAACCUUGUUUACAUCACAGUAGCCCCCCACCCUUUUUUUUUUUAUCCCUUUGUUCUCAGCCUAGAAGCAAUAGUCAUUAAUAAUACAGAAAACUUCCAGAUAGUGUCUGGUAUACGUAUACUCACACUCUGCUCUGUGAGGAAAACACUCACAUCUCUUGUGCUGCAUUUUAGGGUUAAAAAAAAAACAAUAAUAAAAAAAGAAAAAAAAAUCCGUCAAAUGUCAAUAUCAUAAUGAAAAAAAUAUUGUAACAUACCUUUUUUCUAUAGAAAGAAAAUGUAUAAUUAAGUUUUCGUAUGACAUUGAGAGGCGUUCCUUAUCUAUUGUAACGGGAACUUUUUUUCAUUUUUUUUUUCUUUUUUGUUUCCUUUUUUUAUUUUGUUUUUUAAAAUAUGCAUUAUAUUUUUUUUCCAAGCCCGAUGGUAGUGAACUGCAAAUACUCUGCCUUCUCUGUAAAAUUGGAAGUCUGUGUUUUCAGUUUUGGUAAAACUGUGCUUAGAGUUUAGGGAACUGGUAAGG
Messenger RNA from Hyla sarda, 10078 nucleotides. It is a transcript of the gene PHF21A, whose product is annotated as PHD finger protein 21A. The coding region runs from base 523 to 2553 and encodes 676 amino acids. NCBI's taxonomy places the organism in Eukaryota, Metazoa, Chordata, Amphibia, Anura, Hylidae. The transcript is spliced from 17 exons. The record is from RefSeq and is a predicted model, not a curated record. Gene Ontology annotation, molecular function: chromatin binding. Gene Ontology annotation, biological process: negative regulation of transcription by RNA polymerase II. Gene Ontology annotation, cellular component: histone deacetylase complex.